UUGUAUCAGCUGCCACAAAUAGUAUGGGAAAAUGCUAUGCAGAUACAGUAGCCAUAGGAAAUGGUGCAAAGAAACCGGACCUAAUUUAUAUGAAUACUGCUUGGACAACUGUUGCUAGCAAUUCAAGCAACAUUGCAAUUAUUGCACUAUCUCCUCAACCUAAUAACGUUACUAUAAAUGUGAUAUCAAGCCCAGUGGAAAAUAUUCGGCCGGAUUUUAUUCAGAUGUUGCUUACUUUCCCACUUGAUCCUCCUCACAUCACUAUUGAAAUCUUGCAAGAUUCGAUUUAUGCUAAUUCGCCAAUUCUAGAUGAUCAAAGAUUUGCUGAUGAAUUUGUCAAGAGACGUAAAGCAGACGAUAGCC
Funneliformis geosporum is the source of this 363-nucleotide messenger RNA. Lineage: Eukaryota; Fungi; Glomeromycota; Glomeromycetes; Glomerales; Glomeraceae. The record is from the annotation of a GenBank genome assembly.